Molecule: messenger RNA, 2329 nt
Organism: Prorocentrum cordatum
Lineage: Eukaryota; Dinophyceae; Prorocentrales; Prorocentraceae
Source: the annotation of a GenBank genome assembly
AGAGGUUCAGGUGGCUCAGUGAAACGAGAACAUCGGUCGGGGCAGCCAGCGCCUCACACAGACGGUCGCACAUGGCGGCGCUCUCCACGCCGGGGUGGCUGCUGGCCCUGAGCGCGCUGGCCGCGUCGACGCCUCCCGAACAGGGUCAGCGCUGGGCCGUGAUCGCCGUGGGCUCGAAGGGCUUCUGGAAUUACCGCCACCAGGCGGAUGGCUGCCACGCCUACAAGCUGAUGCUCCAGAGCGGCAUCCCGGCCAGCAACAUCAUUCUGAUGAUGCAGGACGACGUGGCAAAUUCCAAGUCGAACCCAUUCCUGGGUGCACUGUACAACCGCCCUGGGUUCGACACUGCCAACGUCUACGCGGGGUGCAAAGCGGACUAUAAGGGCGACGUCGUCACGGCUCAGCUCUUCCUCGACGUCAUCACGGGCAACGAGUCUGCUGUCAACGGCGCGAAGGUGCUCAAGAGCGGGCCUGGCGACCGCGUGUUCCUGAACUUCAUCGACCACGGUGGGCCAGGCAUUGUCGCCUUCCCCAACGGGCCUCCGCUCCACAAGAUUCAGCUCGCGGCCGCGCUGAAGGCCAUGAAGGACGCGAGCAUGUUCAGGGAGCUGGUGUUCUACAUGGAGGCCUGCGAGAGCGGCUCAAUGUUCGAGGGCGAUGUGCUGCCCGAUGGCAGCAGCAUGUAUGCCGUGACCGCCGCGAAUGCCAAGGAGUCCUCUUGGGGCUACUACUGCAUGCCCGACGACCACGUGAUGGGAGUGGAUAUGCACACGUGCUUGGGCGACCUGUUUUCUAUUUCAUGGAUGGAGGACUCGGACAGGGGAGCUUUCGCAGCUGAGACGGUGGCAGAGCAGGUGAAGCUGGUGACGAGGCGUACCAACAAGAGCCACGUGAUGCAGUUUGGAGACAGUUCCAUCGCGGACGAGCCGAUCGGCAGGUUCGAGCUCGACUCCAAUGUCAGUGCCGUGGCCGAGCUCCCGACGCUAGUUGGAUCGGCUGUCGAUGUGCGAGACAUUCCCAAGCACCUCACAUACAUGAAGUGGCAGGCGCAGACCGAGGUCACCUUGAAGGCCGCCGCGUGGCGUGAGCACCUCGAGGUCCUCGAGGCCCGUGAAGCGGACGAGCUCGUCUUCAAGGGCAUCAUUUCUGAGGCCUGCCGGAGCAACGACGCCUGCGUGCAGAGCGUCGGGUCCUCCAAGCGCGCCAUCGUGGACGGGGAGUGCCACAAGAUGCUCGUGGACACCGUCUUUGACUUCUGCCCCAGCCGCCGGUCGGAUCACGAGGCGGGCGGCUGGAACGCGUUCAACAUGCAGUUCUCGCAAGUCUUGGUGAACUUGUGCGAGAUGAAGGGCGAGCUCGGCCGCAGUCCGUUGGAGCUCGAGGGCAUCGCGCGGGCCCGGUGUCGCGGCUCUGCCGGCGGUGGCCUCCCUACCCUCGUCGUGUGAGCCGAGGCUCGCGAGACAUGGGCGGAUUCGCGCGCCCUCGCUCCAGCGCAGGGCGCUUCCAGGGAAACUGGUGGAGAUGGCCGGGCUUGCGCGGGGGAUGAGGCGAGGCAUAGUAUGCAUGUUGAAUUUCGCGGCCGAGCGCUGCGUUUUGUGCAAAGGCAUAAUUUGGUUCGCGCCAUGCAGCGUUGUACACUGGGAUUGCCACGUGUACAUUCAUUGACCAUGAUCUUGGCUUGGAACCAGGGUUGGCGUGAUCGUCUUCCCUUUGCUGCAUGCUGAGGGCUCUCUCUCCUCAGCUUCGUCUUUCCAAGAGCACAUCGGCGUCCGUUUCUCCCCCCCCUGCCUCUGCACGCAGAGACUCGGUCUCAGUCCUCAUUUCACCCAGUCUUGGCCUCAUCGAACAGUUGCGCCAGGUGGCCGGCCGUUGGCCAGGGGCCGCCGGCCGUGCCGCCCAACGCUGGCGUGGCCAGGGCAGCGGCAGCACAGUGGAGGGGGCUUCGAGCAGUAAGACAAGAUCAUCCUUGUGAAGGGCCCGACCACAUGCAGUUGUGAGUACCGCAUUCUGGGUAUCGCAUUCGGUGGAGCUCCCUGCAGACAGUGAGCUAAGUUUGCGCGAUUUGAGAAUGCGGCCCGAAGUCCCAGAUCGCACGGAGGUGCCAGACUGUCGGUCCAGCCAGGCCAAGGGCCGUCGGCCCAGCCAGCCUGGGGACAAGGGUUUGGCGGUAGGUCGCGGGCGUUGGGCGCAGUGUUGGGUUCGAAAACGAGUGCAGGGGCCCCCGCAGAUGUUGACGAGGGUCCCCGUGCGGGAGUGUCAUCUUCUCCUCGGGCGUGAGAUCCGGGUACGGAUCCAAGGACUGCGAGGACGACUUGCGCAGGGGCACGGG